Fusarium fujikuroi IMI 58289 is the source of this 732-nucleotide messenger RNA. RefSeq lists its product as uncharacterized. The coding region runs from base 1 to 732 and encodes 243 amino acids. The record is from RefSeq and is a predicted model, not a curated record. Lineage: Eukaryota; Fungi; Ascomycota; Sordariomycetes; Hypocreales; Nectriaceae. The transcript has 6 exons.
AUGGUUGUCAUCAAGCGAUUCCGAACAGUCUGGGGUGUCGAGUCUGGAAAGGACUUUGAGAACUGGAUCCCAUGGUUUCCUGAUCUCAAGAAGCAAGGCUAUGCUGGUGUUGAAGUUGAUAUCACAGAUCGUGAUGCCGACAACCUUGAGCAAUUGCGAAAGAUCUUGGAUGAUGUUGGCCUGGAAGCCACUGUGCUGCCUAGAGAUCUCACGCCAGAUGUUCACCUUGAUAUUUACCGCCAGAACCUCGAGCGCGCAAAGAUCCUGAAGCCUGUCAAGAUCAACGCCCAAUCCGGAGGGGAUUACUGGAGUCUUGACGAAUCAGUUUACUUCUACAAGAAGACCCUCGCCAUCGACAAAGAGCUGGGUCUCACGGGCCUCGUCAGCCAUGAGACGCAUCGAAAUCGAUCUUUAUUCACGCCGUAUGCUGCCAAAUAUAUCCUGCCUAAGGUCCCAGAGCUUCGAGUGACGGCAGAUGUCUCUCACUGGGUUGUCGUCUGCGAAAGACUUCUAGACCUUGGUGAGGAAGACAAAGAGAUUCUUGAUCUCCUUAUCCCAAGAGUCACCCAUAUUCAUGCUCGCAUUGGAGCGACUCAGUCCUCACAGUGUCCCGAGCCAGAAGACCCUGUGUUCAAAGAGGAGCGAGACUUCUUUGAGAGGCUCUGGCUACGUAUUGUUAAGGCGCGAAGCAAGGAUAGUGAUCUCAUCACUUUUGUACCCGAGUAUGGGUAG